This is a messenger RNA of Manihot esculenta (cassava), 2560 nucleotides long. RefSeq names its product probable inactive receptor-like protein kinase At3g56050. Gene Ontology annotation, molecular function: protein binding; ATP binding; protein kinase activity. NCBI's taxonomy places the organism in Eukaryota, Viridiplantae, Streptophyta, Magnoliopsida, Malpighiales, Euphorbiaceae. The record is from RefSeq and is a predicted model, not a curated record. Gene Ontology annotation, biological process: protein phosphorylation. The transcript is spliced from 9 exons. Bases 309 to 2297 code for a protein of 662 amino acids.
AGAGAGAGAGAGAGAACGCGCUUUCUCUGUUCUUUGGGUCCAACAUAACAGCUCGGUAGCGAGCGAACACAGUUUCUGAAAAUUUCUCUUUCUUUCUUCUUCGUCUUCUUCCUCUUAAUUAUUAGUAUUUUUUUUCUUUUUUUUUUUCUGAUUUUUUUAGUCUCAAAUAUUUUCAUUUUCGUUUUCAUUAGUUCAAACAAAUCUGAAGCCUUAGAUUUCUUUCUGCAUUAAUUUGGAGCUCGACUUAUAGCAAUCCUCUUAUCGGUUUAAGUGUUCUUUAACUUCAAGUUCAACCGAAGCAAACUUUCAUGGACAAGAGAAACUGGAAAUUCAGCAGAUUUGGUGGCCUUCUGCUCUUUUUGCUCCACCGCAGCUUGAUUUUGUGUUGGUCGCUCAACGACGAAGGAUUGGCGUUGUUGAAGUUUAAAGAGAGAAUAGGGAGCGAUCCGUACGGCGCGUUGAAGAACUGGAAGGAUGAAGAUGGAGUUGUUGAUCCGUGUACUUGGUUUGGAGUUGGGUGCUCUGAUGGCAAAGUUGUAAUUUUGAACUUGAAAGAUCUUUGUCUUGGAGGAACACUAGCACCUGAACUCAGAAACCUUGUUCACAUAAAGUCUAUUAUUUUGCGCAACAAUUCUUUAACUGGCAAAAUUCCCAAUGGAAUUGGGGAGUUGAAGGAAUUGGAGGUGUUAGAUUUUGGAUACAAUAACGUCUCUGGACCACUUCCACCAGAUCUUGGCAGUAAUCUCUCUCUGACAAUCCUCCUCCUGGACAACAACAGGCUUCUUGGCAACUUAUCGCCUGAAGUUGAACAACUGAAAACACUUUCUGAAUUUCAAGUGGAUGAAAACCAACUAGCUACUGCAGCUCAAGGAUCAUCUUGCAAUAAAAGAUCCACUAUAUGGAACUCUAUGCAAACUGAAAAUGCAAUCAAUAGGCGGCAGCUGCAAGUGACCGGUGCCUCCCGGGAAAAUGAACCACCAUAUUUACGAGGCCGUUUCAUUUUUCCACCACCACCUCCUGAUUCUGGAAAUGGGAGAUUUGUGCCACCACCAUUUUUGCCUUCUCCCCCGGUGAAUGUUCCUUUCCCAUCUCCUCCACCAAAAUCAAAUCCGCCUUCCCCUUCUUUUCCAUCUCCUCCGCAGGAGCCACAUCUGCCUUCCCCUUCGCCAAGUGGUUCUGCUUUAAAUCCUCCUUCCAUUCCAACUCCAUCCUCUAAUAGUCCUAGUAAAGAUGUUGCAAUAAUUGCCGGAACCAUCGGGGGCUCUCUAUUUGUUGUUUCCAUUAUCAUCAUAUAUGUCUGUAAAAUUAAGAAGGCUACUGUCAAACCUUGGGUCACAGGAUUGAGUGGGCAACUUCAGAAAGCAUUUAUAACUGGUGUACCAAAGCUUAAGAGAUCUGAACUUGAAGCAGGCUGUGAAGAUUUCAGUAAUGUAAUUGGUUCUUCACCAAUUGGCACACUGUACAAGGGAACACUCUCCAGUGGUGUUGAAAUAGCUGUGGCCUCAGUUGCAGUAACAUCUUCCAAGGAUUGGCCUAGGCAUUUAGAAGUUCAGUUUAGGAAGAAGAUUGAGACAUUAUCAAAAGUGAAUCACAAGAAUUUCGUCAACCUUAUCGGAUACUGCGAGGAGGAGGAGCCCUUCACGAGAAUGCUGGUUUUUGAAUAUGCUCCAAAUGGGACACUCUUUGAACAUUUACACAUUAAAGAAUCUGAACACCUGGACUGGGGAAUGCGGUUGAGAAUUGCAAUGGGCAUGGCUUACUGCCUCGAGCAUAUGCACCAGCUAAACCCACCGAUAACUCACAACAAUCUCAACUCUUCAGCCAUUUCUCUCGCUGAAGAUUAUGCAGCCAAAAUUUCAGAUUUCAGUUUUUCAAAUGUGAUAACUACAACUGAGAUGGAAUCAUCCGGCGAAAAGUUCUUGGAUACCCCAAUGGCACAUCCAGACAGUAAUGUUUACAGUUUCGGAGUGGUAUUAUUUGAAAUGAUAACGGGUAGGAUACCUUACUCGGUGGACAAUGGUUCACUUGAAGAUUGGGCGUCAGACUAUUUGAGAGGUGAUCAACCCCUUAAAGACAUGGUUGAUCCGACUCUAGACUCGGUCGAAGAGGAGAAGGUGGAAAGAAUAGGUGAAGUGAUAAAAUCUUGUGUCGACCCAGAUCCAGAGAGAAGACCGGCAAUGAGAGAAGUCACUGCAAGACUAAGAGAGAUAACAGGAAUAACACCAGAUGCAGCAACUCCAAAACUCUCUCCUCUUUGGUGGGCAGAGCUUGAAAUUUUGUCACCAGAUGCUAGCUAAAGUAGAAACACCAGAAUGCAAGCAAGAGAUCAAGUUCUCUGGCCAUUGCUUAAAGUUUACAAGGCACAGAAAAGCAGUUGCCUGUAAGUUUAUACUUGUGUAUCAGAGAGUUGCUUGUAUAUAACUUAGGAAGAGUGGAAAUAUGAUAAAUCCUUGGCAUUCUUUUUUCUUAAUACUUUAUUUCUUUUGAAUUUCCUGUUUGGAAUUUGGGUGUGAAUGCAACACAAGCACAUCUAUAUACAAACUUCUUGGUGUUCUCUCUC